CGACAAUGGAGGAGCCAGUUGACAAGAAGGCAGCAACAGUGACAGACAGACAGAGGAAAUCCAGUCUUCAUUAUGUGAAGGCCUAUCACAUGUGAGAAGGAGAGAUAAGAGGCAGGCGGAUGUGUGGUGACAUAUCAUAAUAAGCAGACUCUUAAAGCGGAAAGACCGGCUCAGAAAUAAAGAGGGCUCCUACCUGGUGUGUAUGUGUGGAAUUAUGCCUCUCUUCUGGGUUGUGCUUUGGUCAACGCUCCCUCCUCUGGCUCUCUUCUGUGGUCCAGACUGUUGUACCGUCCACGAGAACAGCGGCUUACAGAACGCGUCUCCACUGCUGGAAUCCUUACAGUGCCAUAAUGAUUACGUGUCCUAUGUCUACUGCAAGUGGAGGGAACACAAAAACAUGAAACUGCAGCUCUGGUUCAAGACAGAAAACAACAGGGAGCAGUGUAUGCCUCACGGUGCUGAAGUACAAGAUGCAAGUGAGCACAGGACUGUCCAAUGCAGAUACGAAACCCGUGCAUUUUCCAUUGGCAUCCAGCACACUGUCUUCUUCCUCAAGAACAAGACACUCAGCCCUUGCUCAUCUGUCCCACACAAGCUUCUGGAUCUUUCUCAGCACUUGAGAGCACGGCCACCAGUGAACCUGUCCACACAUGAUGAAGGUGAUGGAGGCAGACGGCUCAGUUGGUCCAGCGCCUAUGCGUCCUCCUCCUCCCUUAACAAAAACCUCACAUAUCAGCUCAGCUUUAAGACAGACAGACAGGACAACUGGACGUUUCAGGACGUCACAAACACCAGUAUGAAACUGGAGAAGCCGUUGUUGCUUCCGGAUCGAAAGUACGAAGCCAGGGUGAGGGCCCGGGCCAGUGUGGGUCAGUGGAGCGACUGGAGUCCCGUGGUGACCUGGAACACUGAACAAGACACUGGGCAGUUUCCCAGUUUACACUGUGUGCUGGAUGGAGAGAAGGAGGUGACGUGUAGCUGGGAGGUGAGCAGAGAGGUGGCUCUCUUCAUUACCUAUGAGCUGGCAUGUCGACGCAACCAGACUGCACUGUCUAACAGAUGCUGUAAGAACCCAAAAGUCAGCUCUGACCUCAGCAGGGCGGUGAUGAGGUACAGCUGCUCGCUGACAGAGCCUUCACAUCUGCUGCUGGAGCUCCUACCACUACGCAAUGCCAAGACUUUUAAGGCCGACCAACACAUUCGUCCCAACCCCCCGCAGCAGGUAAAGGUGAAGAAGAAAGACAUCAACUGGGUGGUGGAAUGGACUAAGCCAAACACAGCAAAAAUGAAAAAAGUCAGACUGUAUUAUCAGGUCUGGUAUUACAUGACACAGGAACAGGGAUCUGAUGUCCUGCUGAACACUUCAGUGGGGUCCAUGUCAGAGAGCAUCCUGGACGCCUCUCUUGUCCCGUCCCAGUGCUACCAGGUCAGGGUCAGGUCGCUGGUCGGCCCUUCCAACUAUAAGGGAAUUCCCUCUGAAUGGACUGAUCCUGUGGAGUGGACCUCACAUGAGGCCACCUGGUCCCUAUCAACCCUGAUCUAUUUCAUCAUCAGUGUGUUUGUGGCCGCAGUCUUCCUCACACUCUACUGCACCAUUCCGGUUUGUCAAAGGAGGGCAGUUCUGUGGGUUGACUCAGUUCCGUCUCCUGGCAAAAGCAAAAUCCUGUCUCAGUUCAAGUCUGGCACCAGCGGGACUUUCAUGCAGAAUGAGAGCACGGCCAUCUGCAAAGUGCUGCGUUUGGACAAAGCGUUGAUAAGCUCUUCAGACGCUUUGCUGUGGCCAACCAAGGACACUGAAAAUAAUUGUCUGGAGCAGGACGGCGGCUGCUGGAAGUGUGAUAGCCUGCUCUGCCCUGGUGAGAAGGUUAAAGCCUCUGACACGUCCUCCAUGAGCUUCAGCGGGCCGUACAUCUUCUGUCAGUCACCGGAGCCAAGCUGCAAGUCAACGGAUGUCAAACGUGAAGACAAGGAGAAAGAGCAAGAAACCCCAUCGGGUGACUCGGCGUCUCCUUCCCCGGUGAAUUUCAGCCUUUACGGGGAAGGUUAUGUGUGUCUGCCCAGCCGCAGCGUCUCCAGGUCCACACAGGAUCUCAUAUCUCACAGCGAAGCCAGCACAAACACACACAGGCACGACAGCGCUGAGCAAGACCAACAGUGUCCCGAUAAGAUGGACGGCCAGCCGGGCCUCAGCGAGCCCGCCAGCAGCCACCCACCUCCAGCCUACAUCUCAGGACUUUUCACUCCCUGGCCGCAAGGGAGCACCGCACAGCCCUCUGGGUACUGCCACCUCCCCGCAGCUUUCAUGAGAGCAUCACAUUGACCUGCAACGUGCAAGGGAAGAGCACAUCAAGGAGGACCUUAUGAGGCUUUCUCAGCAGCUAUAACAAUUAAUCAAUUUUUUUUUAUACACUUUCCACUUUAUGUUAAGCUACAUCUGCUUCAAUGUGGAAGAGAUGCAUUUAUGUGUAAUAAUAAAUAGGUUUUUACUAGGGCUGUCAAAAUUAAUUAAU
Messenger RNA from Perca flavescens (yellow perch), 2510 nucleotides. It is a transcript of the gene csf2rb, whose product is annotated as colony stimulating factor 2 receptor subunit beta. The record is from RefSeq and is a predicted model, not a curated record. Gene Ontology annotation, biological process: cytokine-mediated signaling pathway. The transcript is spliced from 16 exons. Gene Ontology annotation, cellular component: external side of plasma membrane. Gene Ontology annotation, molecular function: cytokine receptor activity; protein binding. NCBI's taxonomy places the organism in Eukaryota, Metazoa, Chordata, Actinopteri, Perciformes, Percidae. Bases 203 to 2320 code for a protein of 705 amino acids.